Pteropus alecto (black flying fox) is the source of this 1218-nucleotide messenger RNA. RefSeq names its product testis expressed 28 (gene TEX28). The record is from RefSeq and is a predicted model, not a curated record. Gene Ontology annotation, cellular component: endomembrane system. The transcript has 3 exons. The coding region runs from base 1 to 1218 and encodes 405 amino acids. NCBI's taxonomy places the organism in Eukaryota, Metazoa, Chordata, Mammalia, Chiroptera, Pteropodidae.
AUGCAGGCGAAAUACACUAAGAGCCCAAGUGCAACCCUCCCCUCUAACAUUCCCUCGUGCAGGUCCCUGUCACCCAGCAAGGAUGGCGCCAGCGGUCAUUCCAGCCUCUUAGAUAGGGACGUGGCCCGGAACUUACAGGAUAGCAUCAGGCACCGCAUGCUCUACCUCUCAGAACAGCUGAGAGUGGAGAAGAUCAAUCGGGACAAGAACACCGUGGGCUACAUAGAGCUGGUGUCCAAAGCCGACCGGCGCCAGGCCCCCCACAUCCGGCAGGUCUUCGAGAAGGUGAACCAGCGGGCCUCUGCCACCAUUGCCCGAAUCGAGCGAAGGCUCCGCCAGUGUCACCAGCAGCUGCAGGAACUGAAGGAGGGCUGCCGGCCCAAGGGCUUAGCGCUGAAGACAGAAAGCAGCCAGGACAACUCCCAGCAGCCCAGAAAGAAGGCCCCAUCUUCAGGGCCCCCCAAGCCCGGGAGGAAAGACUGCCUGUCCACCAACCUGUCCAACAUCGUCGGACGUUUCCCUCUCAAGAGUCGCAUUGCAGCCUUGCAGCGGGGGAAGUCCUCGGAGACGAAGUGUGCGGCCCGCCAGCGAUCCCUGUUGUUACAGGUGAAGGAAGAGCUCAAAGAAGUCGAGAAGUUCAACUUCGGCCUCCAGAUGUCCUAUCAGAAUCUCAGGGAGAGGUACUUGACAGACCUGCGGGUGUCGCUGGAGUCCCUUCAGGAGGAGAAACGCAGACGCGUGUUACUAGAAGAACUGGCGAAUGACUACCAGCAGGGGUACCUGAAUGAGAUUUACCACCUCAAACAGACUCUGGCCUGCACCGAAGAGAAAAUGGCCUAUCUGUCCUAUGAGAGAGCCAGGGAAAUGUGGGAGGUCACGGAGACUUUCAAGAGUCGUAUAUCCAAGCUGGAAACUCUACAGGAAGUGACCCAACUGGAGAUGACAGAGAAUCGCAGGUGCUGUCCCCGGGAGUUUGUGUUCCAGUUCGUGAGCCUGCUCCUCACACUGGCCACCAUCUUCUUGGUCUUCAUCUCCACCGUGUGCACCUACCCCUUGCUGCUGGUGAAUUCGCGCCUGCGCAUGUGCAUCAUGCUCAUGCUGAUCGGGCUUGGGACCCUGGUCUGGCAGAAGUGGCAUGCCAUCCCUGUCGUGGACUGGCAGGCCUGGUUCUCCAGGUGGAGAUUACCUUUCAAAAACUCCAAUCCUCCAGGGCCUUAA